CUUUCCCUGUGCGCAACAGCCUCCAAAGCGCGCACAGUCCAUUUUGACCAUGAAACGAAUUUUAAACUUUAUGUAACUUAGUUUAGUUAAACCGACGCGUGCAAUAGCAAUUGAAAAUAAUUCAGUAAUUCUUAUUUAUGCUGCAUUUGCAACCCUUGGUUUGGGACUGAGAAGUUUUUUGGAGAUGGGCAUGGCUGUACUCUGGGGUUCCCCGGUGAGUUUUCUUCAUGUCUGGCUUACCCUGGUGAUCUGCGGCCAGUGUGCUUUGGCUUUUUCGGUCGCUGGACAACAAGAGACGACCUGUGAGGCGAACGGCAGUGUUUAUUAUGUGGGGGAAUGGUACUUUUUAGACUCGGAUCAUUGCACCCAGUGCGAAUGUACAGCAGAAGGGUCUGCUUGCACGCGGACGGAGUGCACAUCCCUGCCUGCCGCUUGCAUCCAUGUCAGCCAUUACCCGACAGACUGCUGCCCGAGAUGCGAGAAGAUCGGCUGCGAGUACGGGGGAGAAGUCUACGAACUGGGGCAAAAGUUUCAGCCGUCAGCAUGUGAGCAGUGCACCUGUCACAGCGACGGCAUCGCCCGCUGUCAGGUAGCAGACUGUGCCCCUCCGCCAUGUGUUAAUCCAGUCUAUCAGAAAGGAAAAUGCUGCCCUCAGUGCAAGGAUGGACCCAACUGUUACGUGAAUGCCUCUAGGACCCAAGUGAUCCCUGGAGGUGAGCCAGUGUGGGUCGACUCCUGUACCAAAUGCCGAUGUCAUGACGGUCAGGAUGCAGGUUACUGGGAAGGCAACCGCUUGGCAACGUGUUCCCGUGUGCGCAACUGCCAGCCUGACGAGGGGAAAAACUGAGGAAAGAGGUCAAAAAUACGGUCAUCUGUCAUCCUAAUUUAUAUAAUGGAUGACAAAACUCAGCAGAUAUUUAAAUCAAACUUGUGGAAGAAAGUGAGGAGGCUUUCUAGCCUACAGACUUUAUAUGAUUAAAAAGCAGUCAAUUAUUAUUCAUGUUAACUAACCACUUAUCCAUUUGUUAAAGUAAAAUGAGUUGGUGUAAUAU
Messenger RNA from Labeo rohita (rohu), 1052 nucleotides. RefSeq lists its product as uncharacterized. Gene Ontology annotation, molecular function: protein binding. Gene Ontology annotation, cellular component: AMPA glutamate receptor complex. Lineage: Eukaryota; Metazoa; Chordata; Actinopteri; Cypriniformes; Cyprinidae. The record is from RefSeq and is a predicted model, not a curated record. The transcript has 3 exons. Gene Ontology annotation, biological process: negative regulation of BMP signaling pathway. The coding region runs from base 185 to 847 and encodes 220 amino acids.